CAGGUCUAAGCCGUGCUGGCUUACCCUUUGGUCUGGUUCGGCGGGAACUGGCAUGUGAGGGCUACCCCAUUGAGCUGCGCUGCCCAGGCAGUGAUGUUAUCAUGGUGGAAAAUGCCAACUAUGGGCGUACGGAUGACAAGAUCUGUGAUGCUGAUCCCUUCCAGAUGGAGAAUGUCCAGUGCUAUCUUCCAGAUGCCUUCAAAAUCAUGUCCCAAAGGUAAGAGACUCUGUUUUUCAGUGGGGGGUUGAGGAGGCAUUUCCCUUCCCUAAUUUCCUUCACCUUCAAAUUGCUCCCAGGCCUGUUGUGUUCCUCCAAAGUCACUCUUCUUGUUGUUUUUUUAAAUAUGGGGUUGUGGCCACUGAGCUCCAGUAAGUUUCUUAACUCAUUAUGUCGUCCUUUAAGCUGCCAUUUCAGAUUGAACAGAGGGAGGGCAGGAUAUAAAGGCCUGUAACAAUAAAACAAUAAUAGUAAUAAGAACAACAACGAUUUAUUACUAGCUGUCCCAAUCUGCAUCUGGCCCAGAUUACCAUCCAGCAGUCUACUGUCUGGUUUGUUCUUUCCUCAUCAACAACUCCCUUGAGACUUCCAGAAGCAGCUUGCCUGGUGGGGCAGAGCCACAGCAGUGGCCUCCCCUUUACCGCAGGGGGGAGGGAUAAGACAGCAGCCAUAUCAGGGCCAUGUGGGUGCAUUGGCAGGAGCGCGGCAUUCACUCUGCCAGUAUGCCCAUACAGCCCUGGCCUCGCUGCUGCCUCAUCCCUCCCAGUAAGCAGCAUCCAUGUUGCUGUCAGGCAGGUAAUGCCAGCAGCUCUGCUCCAUUGGAUGAGCGUAUUCUGAAGUUUUUCUUAAUAAUAAUAAUAAAAUAAUAACAUUUUAUUUAUAUCCCGCCCUCCCCAGCCAAAGCCGGGCUCAGAGCGGCUAACAACAGUAAAAUAAAUACAACAUUCUAAAAUCAUUUCAUUAUAAAAUUAAUUCAAAUCAAAUUAAUGGCAACCAUUGGGCUAGAGUUCUGUGAGGAUUGCCAAAGGAGGGGGUAAUAAUAAAAUUUUAUUUAAUUUAAUCUUAGUGUGUGCAAACCACACUGACAUCCAGGGGAGUCCUUCCAUCUAAAGAUUUGCACUGGAAUGCAUAGGGAAUGUAUUUCCCAAUAUAACAUUCAUGUCACAGCCUGAGCUUAAUGUUAUGUCACAGAACUGAGAAGCUUAGACUGAGUAUUCUUCAAACCUUUUCACAGCGGUCAUCCCUGAGUCUAGAAAAUCUCUCUCUAUCCCUUACCAAAUACUACUAAAACAGAGGCACCAUUUACCUAACUGAGUUGCCAUAUUUUGCUGGUCUCCAGGCAUCUACUGCUGUGUUACAGACAGGCAUUCAAAAGGCGAUGUUUUUUCCAAACUUGAAAGAAAUAGUGUUGAAACCCUUACCUCAGAAUCUUUUGGUUAAGCAGUAUAAUACCUGAGAUUUAACAUGAAUCAUACUUUCACUUCAACCAACCCAGCAAAAAUACAUUUGCUGAAUAAGCACCACCCAGGAAAGGUUGGGUUGUUGCUGUUGUUACUUUGCGCUAAAGUCACCUUGAAAGAAGGCAGGCUUGGUUCCUUGGUAGUCCGUCCCACCCAUAGGAUUCAUCCCUCACUUUUGCUUAGUGUGCCAUGCGCUCCUGCAAAUUUUACUUCCCUGCUGAGCAGGAUUGGUUACCUGAAUUAUUUAAAGUUCUAAUAGCAGUACUGUCACUAGCCAUUUAAAAAAUGAUUUCAUUUAUUGUUAGUUAGUAGGAUAUAGUAAAUAAUGUUACUCAAGCACUUAGAAUACAAUUAAGUGCAUCUACAGGCAGUUUUUCAGGCACUCUACCGCUGUGACACCCCAGCAAGGAGGUGCCACUGUUUGCAGUGCAUUCCAUGACUGUUUAAUGCAGCUUAAAUGCAAGGCUGGCAACUUGUCAUGAGACAAGUGAGAAACGAAUUGGGCUGCAUUUGUCAUUCAUUUUGCCUCCACAAAAACAAAGGGUACUUUGGAACUGGUUGCAAAGUAUGUAAGUGUAGCCUUGGGUGUAGACUCAUUUGCUGUGGAACUCUGAGAAUCUGCUCUUUUAUUUUUUAUUUCUUUUACACAGUUUUACUGAAGUCCUCAUGUUGUUAUUUUUAAAAAACCUUGCAUGUGGAGCAUUUUUGCUAAAUAUGGAUGCUGCUUCCGUUAGGGCAGCAACAGGUGCAUCCUUCAUUUGAUAUGAUUCUUAGCUUCUCGUUUUGAGUAGGAAGCCAUUUGUGGCUUAUGUGUUGCUCCUUCCUAAGGGAAACUGUUACCAGUGCGCAUGCAAAAGAAACAUGCAUGUCCCUUAAAACAGCCCUUGCACCAGUCCACCAAAGUACUUUCUAAGCCGAGAAUUUAGGAUGCAGUUUAGGAGUUCUGGUGGGCCACCCAUAGAAACCCUCCAAAAAUUGGGGUAGCAGUGUGGGUGUUGUGCUCUUGUCUGACCCUCUGGGAUUGUAGCCUAAGUGCAGGAGCAGAUAAACUCCAUGUGAAAUGUACAUGUAGAGACUUGGUAAGUACUGUAUGUAAAACAGAAGAAUAACAGAGAAUAGGGUGUGAUAUAAACCAGAUUGUUACCUUUGAAGGGGGUGGGGUUAGAAGUUGCAAUAAACACACAUAAUUCUACAAUGACAUGAUAUGAUAUGGAAUCUAUUCAUUUUCCCCUCCACUCUUGUAAAAGCUUGCUGGGGACAUUUGCCAAAAACCAAAGACUAGAGCUAGUGAAAGCACACUACAUUCCUCAGGUACUGAUUCAUACAAUGCUUUUAGGGGGCUUGCUUCAUAGUGGCAUGUAUAAUAAUAAUAAUAUAUAUAUAUAUAUAUAUAUAUAUAUAUAUAUAUAUAUAUACACACACACACACACACCCUGCCCAUCUGGCUGGGUUUUCCCAGCCACUCUGGGCGGCUCCCAACAGAAAAUUAAAAGCACAAUAAAAUGACAAACAUUAAAAACUUCCCUAAACAGGGCUGCCUUCAUAUGUCUUCUAAAAGUCAGAUAGUUGUUUAUUUCCUUGACAUCUGAUGGGAGGGCGUUCCACAGGGUGAGUGCCACUACCGAGAAGAUUUUUAUUUUGCUUAGCCUGCUUUGAAUUAACAAGUUGUGACUGCUCAUGCGCACAGGUUUGCCACUCACUUAGUGUAACAUUUUGCACAGAAUUGUGUCUAGACAAUCUGGGCAUGUGGUAAACUGGUCUGCAAAACCAGUCAAUUAAUACAUAGGUUUUUCUCCAAAAAGGGUUUUUCAUGGCUUAAUCUAAGCCAUAUUUCAUUAGGGUUCAGUUCCAGAAAACAUGUUUUUGGAGCCAGGGUUCAGCCGUGGAGCAAAUAUAGUCAUUAUAACAUGGAAAACAGUGACUCUGAGCAUGUGCUCUCUACACAUUUGGGAGUAUGGUCCUGGCUUUCAGGCAGCUUGAUGCCUGGCAUCUCUGUAUUUAGAAGGUAAACACUGGGGUGGUCUUCAUGGUUUUGGAAUGAAGAAGAAUGAAGAAUAAAGAAUGCUUGAUUCGUUAUCCCCACAUUAAUCACCAGUUCUGGUGCAGUAUCUUGUUUGAUUUUUACCUGUAUGCCUUACACAGAAACAUCUGCCUCUCUUUCACACACAUACAUUAUUUGACUUAAGCAGCUGUGGCCUCUUGAACAUCCCACUCCAAAAAAUUCCAUCUCACCUAUUUUCACACAGCUCUUCACCUUUCUAGAUUGGCAGAGACCCUGUAGGCUGGUGAGUGGCUUCCUUUACUCCUACUCACUUUUGCUAGUGACUGGCUGCUCGCUAAGUUAUUUCUCCUUUUUUGUGCUUCUAUCAAAAUCCAUUGGUGAGUUUCUUCAACAGCAGCAGCAGUGGGCAAUCAAGAAUCCCCGAGAGCUUUGAGGAUUGCUAGCAGAUUUUUUAAAUGCAAGCUAAAUCUAAUUGCCCUUAGCAGCAAAACUCACUAAUGUUUUAAACAAUAUUCAAUGUUUAAUUUGUUACCAAUACCAUUAGCAAGGCAUUUACAUGCUGUUUGGAUUUUCAUUUCUGUUACCAAAUAUUAUCUACUAAUUAUACAAGCAGAGUUUCUGCUGCUAAGCAGCUAUAUCUGCUGCCUAAACACCCAUCUACAAUCCAUUUACACCACAGAGGAGACCUGUUGAAGUCAACAAAUGAGUUGGAAACCGGGGGGGGGGGGCUCAUAGGUGGUGGUGAGGAGCUCAUAGGUGGGGGGGGUGGGUUCAUAGGUGGUACAGACCUGAACCCAGGGCAUUUUAACCCCUGACUGAAACAAGGCCCUCAAGCGAUGCCUGAUGGAUCAGACAGCUGUUCCAUCCAGACCAGCACUGUUCCCUGCUGUGGCCAACAAGAUACCUCUGGGAAGCCCCAAAGCAGUUGUCCUUGUGUUCUGCUUGUGAGCUUCCCAGUACCAUCUAGUUGGCCACUCUAGGAAGCAGGAUGUUGGAUUAGAUGGACUGUUACUCUGAUCCAGCAGGGCUCUUCUUAAGAAUUUAUAUCAAGCGUUUAUGUCAAGAUAAACCACCCAUUUGUUGUGGUCUACAUGUAUGUCAGUCCUAUAGCUUUUGUUCCCAGGAAAGCAGCAAAAGCAGGAAAUUUAAUGAGCCUCCCUGGUAGGUUGUCAUGUAUGGCUGGGGAGUCAUGUUUUCUUUGACAGGCUAAUAGUUGUCCAGGCCUGGCUUAGUCCUAUAAAUUCCUUUCAGUGCCUUGGAACAAGUGGAGUAAUAAGAAAAAAUAUUUGAAUAUGUACCUUUUUGCUAUCCCUAAUUAUGGAGCAACCACAACCAGGGACCAUGCAGCUAAGAUUCAAAACCAAACUAAUUGUUCAGAAUUACCAUAUGAUAUGUUUCUUCCUAGCCUGUACCACUUCAAAUUGUGGGUUGGCAAUUACAUGCUUGAAUGCUCCAACAUUAUUGUUUUUUAAAACCCUUUCACAUAGAAAAUAAAUGCAUAAGGCAAAAGCCUGGCCUGGAAUUCUUUUCCUUGGUGUGCCAUCCUUCUCCAUGUGUGGAAUUUUUGUUAUGGGGAAACAGCCAAACUUGCCGUUCCUCUUCCCCUUUCCUCUCUCUACAUUCUGAAAUGGCACAGUCCAAGAGGUGCUGUCAAAAGUAGUACAGUCCAUGCUAGAUGAACUUUUGUAGGAAGGUCUUGCAGGUCAGAGGGUGUGACUUCUAAGCAGGUUUAAGCCUUUGCACACUUAAUGAAUAAAUGCAUGAUUAUACAAUAAAAGGAUGAAAACCCCCCAUUAUGUUUAACACAAUGAAGAUUUGAUCUGGUAGAUGCCAUGUUCCUAAAUUACUAGCAUUUUGAGGUUUCUAUGUUGAUAUUGAACUACCAUAUUUACUUGAAUCCAAUGCUCACCUUUCUUGGCCAAAUUACAUUGCAAAAAUUAAGGUGCACAUUAGAUUUGAUGGAACAUUUACAUUCACCAGCAAAUACUUUUUUUGUUGUUUCAAGGUUCUGAAAAUUGAGGUGUGCAUUAGAUUCAAUGGCGCAUUAGACUUGAGUAAAUACGGUAAUUGCUAUAUGGAUUAAACAAUGAGAAAGUGGCAGAAAAGAGUGUGUCCAAAGAGUGUGCUAAAAUCUUUUUAGCACAAUUAGCCAAGUCUCUAGGUUUUUGGAUGUGAUAUUUGCCAUGAAGCCAGCUAAGAGUUUGAAAGGAGCGUUAUAGAACAGGUAACAAGGACAGCUCAGGCAGGUUAGCAUAAACUUUGAUCCAGUGCAGGUUUGGCAAAAUGACUUAUUUUAUGGUCGUGAUGCCUCCAAACAUAAUAAACAUGUUCAUCUUAUGCUGCAAUUAUUUUACUUUCUCUCUCUUCAGAAGCUGAGCCAUACUAAGUUGAUAGGCAAUUUUUCUGCCAUUUCCAGUGCUAAGGAGAAUACACUCUUUGCAGUGCAAUAGAAGUGAAAAUUCCCAAUUGGGAUUGGUUUGAUAUGGUUAGCUUCAUUCCUCUAAUCUUACCUUAAAUUCUAUCACACGCUGGGUUAGUUGAGUGAUAAUGGCCAUUCAUGCCGGACAUUGUCCGUAAGCACAACCCAUGCUUACAAAACAUUUUUUUUUUUGUUCACUGUUCCCCAUGUCAUGCUGGUGUUUAGACAGCUGAAGUUUCCUUGUUUUUGAGGAUUCAUAGUCUUCUGUUUCAUGGGCGCAACAUUCUGUGAGCCAAAAGAUGAACCCAAAGUAUCUAUAUUACUGCUUAAGAUUUUAGAAACCUUUAAGUGGUGCCAAAGGUACUAUAUAUUUUAAUGAAGGUACUGGAUGCACAGUAGGUAAAUGCCAAAAAAAGGUUAGGUAGAUGUCAAAGGUGCUGCUAGACAAACACCAAACAAAUGUAGCUUGGAUAAGACUUCAAGAUAGGACCUGUUUUGUUCAGAUCAAUAUAUGAAACCUCCCACUCCUGAGCUUUUUGGCCUUUCCUGCCUGACAGUUUCCUAGUCUCCAGUGUUCCCUCCCUUUCAUUUUUUAACCUGCCAACAGCAUGAUGUUUUGCCUGUCUCUAAAUCCUGGGUGCAGUUUUCUCCUUUGUUCGUUUCCUUUCCCUUUGUAUCUCCUCUGCCUCUUACCUGCAUUAGUCUCUGUGUGUGCCUCCCCUGACCCCUUUCUCUCCCAUUCUUGCUCGUCUGCCCACUGCCUGCUUUGUCUCCCUCAUCCUUCAGCCACUGUACUUUAGGGCUCUCUUAACUCCCCAAAUCUCAGCCUCCCUGCCUGCCCAACAAAUACCGCAUGCUUUUCCUUUCCUGUCAACAGCAUGUGUUCAUUUGUUUUUGUUUUUCUUACCAGAUUGUACCCAAAGUUGCUUGCAUUAUAGCAAAUGAAUAAUAGUAAAUACAAGAAUCCAAAACAUAAUGGGUGGUGUCUGCGCAUAAUGCUAAGCCAAACUAUGGCUCCUCUCCCAGUCCUCUUGCUACUGUGAGCAAAGUUAUGGUUUGGCUUAGUGUGCUGAAUGGACACGAGCACAUGCCACAAAUUCAAGAGCAAACCUUGGUGGCAGCUCCUGGUUUGUCUGGAGUGAGACAAGCCCUGAGCCCGGGCUCAGAUAACAUGCUAAGCCAAACCAUAGCUGAGUUCACAGCACAGCAGCAGGGGGACCCGGCAAAGAGCACAGGAACCACAACUUUCUUUGAGCGCAUAGCUCAAAGAUAAGCCAUGCAGUGGAAGGGCAUUCUGCACAGCACCAUCGGAGAAAGUGACUAGCCAUUGGGUGGGGCUCUACAAAGCUGGAAGCGCCAGCACCUCAACUCUCAUCCAUCCCACUUUGCUGACAAACUCCGCUUCAGUGAAGCAGGUGGUGGCUGUCCUGCCCCAGGGGCCUGAGUUGAUACCGGCUCCAGUUGCUUUGGCAGCCGACAGCCCCUGGGAGUCCCCCUUCCAACCUCCCUUGCCUGUUGCAUCAGCCUUUCAAGGGAGAGCAGGUGGCAGGAGCUAACGAAGUGGGAAAUGGGGGGCAGUGCUUCUUAGCUCUACCUCUGGACCUAAGCAAGGGUGAGAGGCUAACAAUUCUGCAACUGGCUGUUGAGAGGACUGUCUGAUUAAUCUGCCAGUUGUGAUCUGGGUCAGUAUGCUAAGAGAACAUAAAAAUAACCACCACAUAGGGAUUUCUGAUUAUGCAGGGGCCAGGUUAUAAUAUUAUCUCCCCGCCCCCCCCGCCACACACCCAAGGAUUGACUCGCAGUGGUGGGCAAGUGCAAGUUUUCUUCCAAGAUGGGGUGUUACUGGGCACCAUUACCUGGUGCCGGGGGGGGGGGAGUGGCAGAACCACGUCUCACUGCUGCAAGACCGCAUCCAGGUCUGAAGGUCUGUAAAUCCUCAGUGAUUAUAUGGGAGUUGUCACCUUGGGCGCUUGCACAAAAAUGUAUUUGAUGUCGCCUUUGGACAAACAGAGGAAUAUGGUUCGCACUCACAUUGGUGUCUGCAGACACUCAUAAGGUUAUGGACAUGUACGAAAACUGCAGGUUGUGAGUUUAGUUUGAAUUUGAGGAGCCACGAUUGCACAUAAAUAAGUCUGUCGGGUUAAAAGUCCCUAGGUUAAAAGAGUACUAUAAAAAAUAAUACAAUAUACUGUAAUAAAAAAUAUAAAGCUACUGAUAUAUACUGAUACUGUAAUAUAAUACAGUAUCACAACAAUCAAAUGUUGGUGACAGUCUCUGGCCGCAUAACCAGAGCUAACACAGGCACAGAGCUGUGUCUGACAUCCAGCAAGUCUUCUGCGGACAAAUCCUGGAAUGGGGUUAGUAAAGGGCUUCCUGUCACUGUAUUUGGAUUAUCCGACUAGUAGUUGUGCCUGCUCACUGCUUGCAUCAGCUUCAUACCUGAGAUUAUAAUCUGCAUCCCAAACAAAAUAGUGGUGCAGCAGUUUUUCAAAGAUUCUAGGAAGUAUUUGCAAUACAGUACUAAGUAUCAAUCAGUGCCACCUAGUGGUUUCCUUUAAAACUGCAGUUUGUGUCAGUAGCUUAACAACCUGCCCUUCUUUCUUCUCUUUCAGGUGCAAUAAUCGGACACAGUGUGUCGUAGUGGCUGGCUCAGAUGCUUUUCCAGACCCUUGCCCUGGCACCUACAAGUACCUGGAGGUCCAGUAUGACUGUGUCCCCUACA
Podarcis lilfordi (Lilford's wall lizard) is the source of this 8601-nucleotide messenger RNA. The record is from the annotation of a GenBank genome assembly. NCBI's taxonomy places the organism in Eukaryota, Metazoa, Chordata, Lepidosauria, Squamata, Lacertidae.